This is a messenger RNA of Sporothrix schenckii 1099-18, 648 nucleotides long. RefSeq lists its product as uncharacterized. The record is from RefSeq and is a predicted model, not a curated record. The transcript is spliced from 2 exons. NCBI's taxonomy places the organism in Eukaryota, Fungi, Ascomycota, Sordariomycetes, Ophiostomatales, Ophiostomataceae. The coding region runs from base 1 to 648 and encodes 215 amino acids.
AUGUAUCGAUCCGUUCAUCGUCUGGCGUCUGUCGUUCACCGCUCAACGAUACGAGGGGCGGCCCGGCAGCAGCAAUCGCCCGGCCGCUGGCUUUCCGCUCUGUUCUUGCGUAUUUCAAACAACUCUAUCGGCACUAAGACAGUGACUGUUGACACCGUUUCGAAUACGGUGGUCUUCCUCCUCGUCCCUGUGCAGUUGCUCACCGGGAAGCCGAACAGCCCUGUCCAAAGCCACAGGGAGGCCCCGGUUUCGACCACAGAUCAUCAGAGCAUAUAUAACCUUGGUUGCGCUGUGCCAGCCUCAACCGACGGAGUAUGCCCAGAUCGGGAUGCCUAUGGAAAUGCCUACGCAGCCACAUGCCGAGACAACCUCGAAUACGACGUUGAAAACGCUGUAGGCGACUGGGUCGACAAGGAAAUGGGAUGUCUUAAUCGUGGUGAUGACCAGCACCGCAAGCACCAUCCACCAGAGGUCAUGCGCAAGCUGGCCAUGAAACUGAUGACUGAUGAAGCUAAAGCGGCUUUCUGCGCUGUCUCCUUUAUCAGGAGGCGGUGCAACGCCCACCCCGUGCCGCGGAACAAGCGCCCGGCGUGUAACGCCGGCGAGUUCGUAGACGAGCGUCAGUCGUCACCUGGCCGAGAUGCAUAG